This is a messenger RNA of Suricata suricatta (meerkat), 579 nucleotides long. Its product is annotated as olfactory receptor 8B2-like. Lineage: Eukaryota; Metazoa; Chordata; Mammalia; Carnivora; Herpestidae. The record is from RefSeq and is a predicted model, not a curated record. Gene Ontology annotation, molecular function: odorant binding; olfactory receptor activity. Gene Ontology annotation, biological process: G protein-coupled receptor signaling pathway; sensory perception of smell. Bases 1 to 579 code for a protein of 192 amino acids. Gene Ontology annotation, cellular component: membrane. The transcript is spliced from 2 exons.
AUGAGUUUCGCCUCCACUUCCCGGUAUGAACUGACUUUUAAGAAAUCAAAACUGAGCAGAUAUACUGCUAUUGCUGCAUAUACGAUGGGGUUUGGGGGCGCCUCCGCCCACACGGGGUGCAUGCUCAGACUAACCUUCUGCAGUGUUAACGUCAUCAACCAUUACCUGUGUGACAUUCUUCCUCUCCUCCAACUCUCUUGCAGCAGCACCUAUGUCAAUGAGGUCGUAGUUCUGAUAGUCGUGGGAAUUAACAUCACAGUACCCAGCUUUACCAUCCUAAUUUCUUAUGUCUUUAUCCUCGCUAGUAUUCUUCAUAUCAAAUCUGCUCAAGGAAGAUCAAAAGCCUUCAGUACCUGCAGCUCUCACAUCAUUGCUAUUUGUCUUUUCUUUGGGUCAGCAGCAUUCAUGUAUCUUAAAUGUUCUUCUCCUGGGUCUAUGGAGCAGGGGAAAGUUUCUUCAGUUUUCUAUACUAAUGUGGUGCCCAUGCUCAAUCCCCUGAUCUACAGUUUGAGGAACAAGGAUAUCAAAGAUACAUUGUGGACAGCCUUGUUUAAAAUCCAAAGGAGAAACAUAUUCUGA